Molecule: messenger RNA, 3306 nt
Organism: Cavenderia fasciculata
Lineage: Eukaryota; Evosea; Eumycetozoa; Acytosteliales; Cavenderiaceae
Exons: 2
Coding region: 1-3306 (1101 amino acids)
Biological process (GO): SCF-dependent proteasomal ubiquitin-dependent protein catabolic process
Cellular component (GO): SCF ubiquitin ligase complex
Molecular function (GO): protein binding
Source: RefSeq, a predicted model, not a curated record
AUGGGUUUACAAGAUAAUAACAAUAAUAAUCCAAACAACAACAACAACAACAACAACAACACUAUCAAGAGUAAUAAUGAAGUAGUUGUAGGAGCUGGAGAUGGAGAGGUAUUUACUACAGCCUCACCUCAACAACUUUCACCUCAACAACAAACGAGUGACAUUGAACAACCAUCAUCAUUGUAUCAUCAAUACCCUUCAGUUGUAGGUGGAGACAAUGAUGAAAUUCCAUUCUAUACUCCACAACAGCAACAACAAAUGAAUGGUAAUGGACAACAACAACAAUACCAAUUACCAAACCAACAACAACAACAACAACAACAACAACAACAACAACAACAACAACAACAACAACAACAACCAGCAAGAGAGGUACUAUCAUACAAUGUGAGUGGAACUAGUCCAAGCAACUACCCAUUCUAUCCAUCUGUACCAGGUUCAUCCCCACCAAAUAUCAAUCAUGUACCACAACACCAACAACAACAACAACAACAACAAGCAUUGGAUCCAAAACAACAAGCACAAUUACAAUACCAACAACAAUUACAACAACAACAACAACAACAAUUCUCACAACAACCACCACCACCAUAUGUUGCUCCACAACAACAAUCUCCACCAUCAUAUAUUGGAGGACAAUUUGCCUCACCUCCACAAGCCAUCUAUCAACCAUUACCACAACAACAAAUUAAAUCACCAUACCAUAAUGUAAAUAUUGUCUACCAAACAACUCCACAACCUGCCAUUUUACCUCCAAUUUUAAUUCCAAUCGAUUCUGAAAUGUAUCCAUGUUGGGGUCCUGAUAUUUUUUUAAAUGAUCCAAAAUGUCCACAAUAUGCAAUUGGUACAUUACCAAAUGAUGAAUGUCAUUUGAUUAAAGAGAAAUGUCAAAACUUGAUGAAUAUCUAUGUUAACCAAAACCAUCAUCACAAUGUCGAUGAUACACUAUUGGCAUCGUUUAUGGAUUGUAAAUCGUUAGAGUAUUUGAAUCUCAGUAGUUGCACCAACUUUAGUAAUGAAAUGUUUAUAAAGGUGAUUACCAAGUUGCCAAAACUUAGAUCGAUCAAUCUCAACAAGUGUACACACUUGAAUGAUGCAUCCAUCAAGGCAAUGGUUAGAAAUUGUUCAAAUCUCGAAGAGAUUCAUCUCAACGGUUGCUACCAAUUGACUGAUGACUCUGUCGCUACUAUUGCCGACAAGUGCAAGAAUAUGCGUACUCUUUCGCUGAGUGGUUGUACUCGUAUUACCAACCGAUCCAUUAUCAAUAUUGCCAAACGUCUAUCAAAGUUGGAAGCACUUUGUCUCAAUGGCAUCAAGUUUAUCAAUGAUUUUGGAUUCACCGAGCUCAAGGUACUCAACCUUAGUUCGUUUUACGCUUACAAUACACUUAUUACCGAUAAUUCAGUUUCAGAAUUGGUACUGAAAUGGAAGAAUCUCGAAGUGUUGAAUCUUGCAAAGUGUAUCUUUAUCUCGGAUGUUUCCAUUUCGACACUUGCUUUGCAUUGUCCAAAGUUGCAGAAACUGUUCCUCCAACAGUGUAAGCGUGUCACCUCACAGUCUAUCCUCUUGGUCACCCAGAGAUGUAGUAUGUUGCGUGUGAUCCGUCUUGACGGUUGUUCUAAUAUCACCGAUGAAGCUGUCGAGCGUCUCGAGGCACUCAAGAGCCUUCAAGUGCUCAAUCUUAGCCAAGUCACCAAGAUCAAUGAAAUGUCCAUUAUCAAGGUGAUUGGCUCGUUGCCACAGCUCGACUCUCUCUACCUCUACUCGAACCCACGUGUCUCGGACCUCACCCUCACCCAGAUUGCCUCGUCGCUACCUAACCUCAAGAACCUGCGUAUUGACCAAUCAGUCUUCCCAGGUGGUGACAGUGCCCUCUCUUCGCUCGUUCACCAGUGUCGAUCUCUGCGUAUGCUCAACUUGUCAUACCUUGACCAAGUCAGCAACCAGUCGAUCGCCAUCAUUGCCAAGGAACUACCAUACCUCCAAAAACUCUAUCUCACUGGUUGCAAGGGUAUCUCUGACGAUGCACUCACUUCUGUCUCGUCAAUCCAAACACUUGAAGUAUUGCGUAUCGAUGGUGGAUUCCAGUUUAGUGAAAACGCAAUGUCCAACCUUGCCAAGCUCAUCAACUUGACCUCUCUCAACAUUAGCGGAUGCACUCAUACCACCGACCAUGUCAUUGACCUGCUCAUUUGCUAUUGUCGCCAACUCACUCAACUCUAUUGCUCCAACUUGCCAUUGAUCACCGAUAAGGUCAUCCCACCCAUGCUUGUUAGCUUGGUCAACCUCAAGUUGUUGCGUGUCGACGGGUGUCCCAAUAUCUCGGACCGCUCCCUCAACGGUCUUCGUUUUAGCAAGAUUCUCUACCUCGAGACAUUCAACUGCUCGGGUACCUCGAUCAGCGACCAAGGCAUCUUUUCCAUUCUCUCACACUGUGCCAUCCGUGAACUCUACAUGUGGGGUUGUGAUUUAAUAUCCGACGAGGGUCUUCGUCUCAUUACACCCUAUCUCCAGAAUCUCGAGGUGCUUCGUGUCGACCAAUGCCACAAGAUCACCGACAAGGGUAUUCGUGUGGUACUCAUCAAGACUGCCAUCCUCAAUACACUCAACAUUAGUGGAACACAACUCUCUGACGACACUCUUUCCAACGUUGCAGCCUACAACAAGCUACUCAAAAAGUUGAUUUGCAACAACUGUCCAAAGAUUAGUGACAAGGGAAUCGGCGCCGUCUCUAUGCAAUGCACCAUGCUCAAGAUGCUAGAGUGUGCCAAGAACACUCGUAUCACAGAUACUGCCCUCAUUGAAUUGUCGACACGCAGCAAGUACCUCAAAAAGAUCAACUUUUCCUCUUGUCCCAAGAUUUCAAACACUGGUUUUAUCAAGCUCAGUGUUGGAUGUCCACUACUCAAGCAGGUCAACAUCCACGAAACCUUUAUUGGUGAAGUAGGUAUUCUCGCCCUAUCCACCUAUUGUAAAAACAUUAUUUCUCUCAACGUCUCGAAUUGCUCGCUCGUCUCUGAUCUCAGUAUCAUUGGUAUUGGCAGAGAAUGUACCAAUUUGAAAUACCUAAACGCCAGUUUUACAAGCAUUGGAGAUGGUGCGGUCAUCGAGGUUGCUGUUCGUUCAAACAUUAAUCUAGAGACUCUUGAAAUUAGAAAUACAAAUGUUUCCGAUGCCGGUCUCCAAAUGGUUGCCAACAUGUGUCCUUCUCUUCGUGUCCUAGAUAUCUUUUCCUGUAAAUGGACUGCUCAAUCAACUCAUGCCAUUUCAAAUUCUUGUAGAUUAUUAAAAGAUUUUAAAUAUUAA